AUGAGCAAAAUUGUUCCACUUCCAAUAAAAUCAAGUGCGAUAGUCAUUAAAGAACAAGAGGAUGACAUCAGACCAAGCGACCCUGUCAAGGCAAAUUAAUACAUGUUAUAAAACAUGUUUUUCAAGCAGGAUGAAACUGGUCAUCCAACUCCAUAUGAAUUCACAGUGGGAUUGGAUGAAUUCAAAAAACAUGGUUUAGGAUUGUAUUUGUACUUUAAAUUCUUGGAAUACACUAUCUAUGUAUUCCUGAUCAUGAGUAUAAUUGCAAGCAUAGUUUGUUAUUUCAAUUCUACUGGAAAUGGCUUAGAUGCAUGGAAGAACCUAAAUCUACUCUAAAAAUUGAGCGUUGGCAACCAAGAAAAAAUUAAAAGUAGUACUGGAACUGAAUAUACUACAUCAGAUAUUUCAGAUUUUUAUAAUAACUCGUAAACCUGGCUAUCGACUUUGACUUGGAUGGAUUUCAGUUACACAUUGAUAUUCAUACUCUUUUAUUUAGCCUUUUCAUAUUGGUCUAACAAGGAAAUCAAGGAGUCCAUGGUGAAAGAAAAGGUUCCUGCCAAUUUUUCAUUAGGAGUAAGCAUCUAACAAUAGCAAUAGAUAAAAGGACUGAGGGAGGAUGAGAGAGAUCCGGGAAAGCUGAAAGGGUUCAUCGAAGAUCUGGGAUUUAAGGUCAAAGAAGUGAAAUUCGCUAAGAACUACUCAAACACCUUAUUAUUGCACAAACAAGAAGCUGAAUUGAAAAUCUUAAUCAAAGGAGAAGAUAUCAAAGCCCAAUUUCCAGAUUGUGACCCAGCAGUCAAACAGAAAUAUAUGAAGUAAUUAUAGGAGAUAUAGGUUGAAAGAGAAACAAUUAUCAAGAAUAUUAUAGGGAAAAGGUUAAGACAUGAUGAAUACCCUACUUUAAUGGCAUUUGUGAUAUUCGAAAGAAUUGGAGACAAAAAUUUGUUUAUUAAAGAAUAUAAAGCAAAUACUAAUUACAGUGUUUUUUAAACUUUUUGUUGCGGCAAAAAAGUAGAUGACAAGUAUUUGUUUAGAGGCAAUGUUUUAAAAAUAAUACCUUAAGUAGACAACCCAAGCAAUAUUAAUUGGGAAAAUCUUGAAGUUUCUUCAUCAAACAGAUUUUUAAGGCAAAUAUUAGUUGGUUUUGGAGUGUUUUGUUUAAUGAUCAUUACCUUUUUCAUCGUCUUUGCCAUAAAUGUUGUAAGCAAAUACAGUCCAGAAGAUUGUGAAAUAAGAGAUUACACUUAUGAAAACACAUAGAAAUGGAUAAGUGAGGCUACUACGUCAAGUGAUAAAACUUAAAUCCAAUAAUGUUUUUGCAUGAACUUGAGUCUAACAACCCUUUAUGCAGAUUAUUUUAAUUACUGUACAGAUAUUGUGUAUUAAUAUACUGGAAUAUAAGCAUUGUAAAUAGUUUCUGCCUUUGUUAUUCUAAUUGUAAACAGUUUACUGCAAUUACUAAUAAAAAGUAUUGUGAUUUUCGAGAGAUAUCAGAGUUUAAGUAAGAAACUAUCAGGCACACUAACUAAACUCUUUAUAUCAUUAUUUGUCAAUACUGCUCUGAUUACCUUGAUUUUGAAGGCAAAUAUUUAUGGAUUCAAACUAUCCUACUAUUUGAGUUCUCCGAUUCCUCCUUUGCAAUCAGCAUAAUAAAAGGAGGUUUUCCCUUCGGAUUUUAAUAGAGAGUGGUAUGCAGUAGUGGGAGCAGCAUAUGUCAACACUUGGAUAAUCAAUAUAUUUUCUCCAUAUUUUGUUGACUUUGUGCUUUACCCAAUAAGAAAUUGGUUUAGAAAGAGAGAAGCACUUACUGCUAAAAUUUAGAGAGACUUGAACAGACUCUCUGUUGGGCCAGAAUUUAAUCUUGACUUAUACUAUGCCAAUCUCCUUAACACCAUAUUUGUAACCUUAUUUUACUCUUCUCUUAUCCCAUUAAUGUUGCCAUUAGGAUUCUUUGCACUAGUUAUGCACUUUUUGGUUCAGAAGUUCCUGCUUCUGAAAUAUUAUCGUAAACCUCCUUCAUAUGAUGAGGCCUUACAUGAUUCAGUCUUCACUUUACUUCCCUAUUCUAUUAUUUUGCAUAUUUUGGUAGCAAUAUGGACUUAUGGCCACCCUUAUAUAUUCCCUUCAUCCUCAGAUGCUCUAGUUGAGAAUGGGGGUCUCCUGGAUGUAUCAAAAGAUUCAAUCUGGAUCAGAAUUUCAAACUCUUCAUAAUUGUCGAUUUUGGGAGUAUUAUUUGUCAUUAUCCUGGUCAUUAAAUACUUUUUGAUUAACCCUCUGUCCUAUUUAGUAAAGCUUUGUUUCGACAGUGAGGCAGUGGUCGUAGAUUUUGCUUAAGAGGAAACUUAUGAUUAGAUUUAUGAUCAGAUAUCAUCGAUUUAACUGGCAACAUAUGAAAUAAGGGAAAAUGAAAAUUACAAGGAUUUGGUAUAUUCUCUCGACUCAGAUCAACGAUCCCCAACCUAAAGAAAAUCAGAAGAAGAAAGAGUACCCUUGCAAGAUAUAUGA
Molecule: messenger RNA, 2505 nt
Organism: Paramecium tetraurelia
Lineage: Eukaryota; Ciliophora; Oligohymenophorea; Peniculida; Parameciidae
Exons: 5
Cellular component (GO): plasma membrane
Molecular function (GO): calcium-activated cation channel activity
Source: RefSeq, a predicted model, not a curated record